Syngnathus typhle (broad-nosed pipefish) is the source of this 2175-nucleotide messenger RNA. RefSeq names its product FH1/FH2 domain-containing protein 1. The record is from RefSeq and is a predicted model, not a curated record. Gene Ontology annotation, cellular component: cytoskeleton; cytoplasm. Bases 206 to 1840 code for a protein of 544 amino acids. The transcript has 8 exons. NCBI's taxonomy places the organism in Eukaryota, Metazoa, Chordata, Actinopteri, Syngnathiformes, Syngnathidae. Gene Ontology annotation, biological process: actin filament network formation; cortical actin cytoskeleton organization. Gene Ontology annotation, molecular function: actin filament binding.
CCGAUACAUAGGCUCCACCUCUCAGAAGGCCAUCCAGCCAGUGGAGCGUGUCCUCGGGGCUUUUCCAGACGCACGACUCGCUGGACCUUGCCUCAGCAGAGGCACAGUCCGGGUUGAGCAGAAGCUCUGGAGGUUCAGGGUGUCUGGAGAGACGUGACAAGACAGGCGAGCACCAGGCCGCGCUCACGUGGACACGCGUGACAUUAUGAAGGAGUCGGAGCAAAGCGGGGACAAGCGCGAGGAGGACAUCUCUCCGAGCAGGGACUCUGAACGAGCCUGGCCGCAAGCCUGGCCGCAAGCCUGGCCGCUCCAAGCCGCCGCUCGUCUCCGCCUGGACGUGCUGGACUUCACCGACCUUUGGGAUGAGGAAAACCUGCAAGUGGACGCAGCGAGCCGCUCGGGCAGGGCCUGGAGCGAGGAAGGCUCCUGUGGCGUCUUAGCGCCUCCUCCACCCCCAUUUCUUCUGGAGGUCUCCCCCGUUAAAAGCGCCACCCUGAAGCUCCACUGGCGGCCACUGCAGAGCGUGCCGCCGCUUCCCAGCAGGACUCGCUUCGGAACACGGAGCAUCUGGAGCCUCUUGGAGCCGGUCCGACUGGAUACAGCGCAACUGGUCUUCCUGUUUGAACGCAAGGGCAAGAGCUCGGCUCCUUUGGCCGCCGGACGAGGGGUAAGAAGAGUCCACGUCCGUGAGUACAUCCACUUGAGCUUCAGCUUCAUCCUCGCAACCCAGAAACGUGUUUCGGUGCUGGGGCUGGCGAGGAGUAACAACAUCAGCAUUACCUUGAGCGGCCUGCCUCCACAGCACCUCCUCCCGCCCGCCAUUUUCAGCAUGGACGGCAGCGUCCUGGACCGCGAGGACAUUCGGCGCCUUCAAACGCUGAUCCCGUCCGAGGAGGAACUUUGUCUGAUCAAGGAGGCCAAAGGCCGCCACGCCGACCUCUGCCUGGCCCCGGCCGACCUCUGCCUGCUGGCUCUGGGGGAGAUCCCUCACCUGGGCUCCAGGCUCCAGCUGUGGGCCUUUGUGCUGGAUUACGACUCCUUGGAGCAGGAGAUCGCCAAGCCCCUCUUCUACCUGAAGCAGGCCAUGGAGCAGCUGCUCGCCAGCCAGGCCUUCAGACACGUUCUGGCGACGGUGUUAGCCGUGGGUAACGUUCUCAACGGAUGCGAGGCCCGGGGCUUUGAGUUGAGCUACUUGGGCAAGCUUUCUCAAGUGCGGGACACGCAUUCCCGCCAACCUCUUCUGCACCACGUUUGCGCGCUCGUGCUGCAGCUCUACCCGCACUCCUCGGACCUCUGCUCGGACCUGAGCGCGGUCAGCAAAGCCGGCAAGUGUGACUACUUGCUGGUCCGAGCCAACCUGGAGCGCCUGGAAGCCCUGUCCGAGGGCUCGUGGGAGCAGAUGACCACGCUUUUGGAUCACCGUUCGGAGCUCCGCCGCAGGCUGCCAAAUCUUCUGAAAGAGCGCGCCGACAGGACCGAGGUCCUGAGGGCUGUUCACCGUCGAGUGACCAACAGGUUCCACUCCUUCCUCCUCUUCCUGGGCUACUCCAGAGCCAUGGCGCGAGAAACCAGAGCGCAGGACUUCUGCAGAACCAUCAGCAACUUCUCCCUGGAGUUUCGGGCCGCUCAGCAGACGCUCCUCCGCCAGAAAGAGCGUGCCGCCAGAAGCCAAAGGGCCAAAAGUCCGCUAUCUCGCACCGAGCAAAGCGAGCAACAUUCUAUGCUGGAGGAGGUGCUGAGGAGACCCGAGUCCGCCUCCGGGCCCGACGGGACUGUACCUCUGCGCCGCCGGAGGAUCUCCAGCCUCCGAGGUCCGGUCUGGACGAGCUGCAAGCGCUAAGCCCGCCGCCCAUGAAGAGCGCCUGCGGUUUGGUACGAGCACAAAGUAUGAACGGCGCUCUCAGAGCCACGUCUGCAUCGUUCUCAUUUGUCCUCUUGCGCUUUGGGGAGGGCGCCACCGGUGACCCACUCCAGUCAAAGAACAUACGAGGGACACGCUGGCGUGGUCACGUGACCCAUCGGCAGGAGAAGAAGCUCAAACGGCGUCUUGAAUCAUCUUGCGUGCCGCCGAUCGUUGGUCUGGCGUCCAUUUUGGGGGAAUGACUCGGCCGGUCUAGUCAGCUCCGUUUGUUGGUGCUUCAAUCCCGUUUUGAAAUAAAAUAUGUCUAGCGGCAA